Messenger RNA from Brassicogethes aeneus, 1068 nucleotides. Lineage: Eukaryota; Metazoa; Arthropoda; Insecta; Coleoptera; Nitidulidae. The record is from the annotation of a GenBank genome assembly.
AUGGAGCAAAUAGUCGUUAAAAAAGAAUUAGAAGAAUCCGAAGGUGAUAUUUUGAUGAAUUAUGUUGACCAAGAAAAGCCUUCAACCUCUGGAAAAACAAUAAGCAUAGAACAAAUAUAUAUAAAACAAGAAAUCAAAGAAGAAUUGGAUUAUGAUGAAGCAUUGUUUGACAAAGGAUAUAAAAUCAACAAUAGUGACGUAGAAAGUGAAGAUUUUUCUUGCAAUAUUAAGAAAGAAGAAAGGGACAGUGACGUCUCUGAAGAAGAUAAUAAGAUAUCCUCAAACGAUGAAGACAAUGAAGAAAAAUAUGAAAAUGAAGCCAUGCUUGAGGCGAAAAUCGAGGUGGAAUAUCAUGGGGUUAAAUGUGAUGAUUCGAGUGGCAAAGAAAAGCUGUUUAAGUGUGAUGUUUGCUUUAAAAAAUAUCAAACAAAGAGGAGUUUAUUUUAUCAUAAAAGAUGUGAUCAUGUAUAUAGUAAGGAUCAACUGGAAAAAUUCAGAUGCAACAUAUGUAAUUAUGAAACUACAAACAAAAGUAGCUUUAAAGUUCACUUGAAAAUUCACGAUAGAAAAAAACAUUUAAAAUGCCAUUUUUGUCAAUAUACGGCUGUUACAUUACAGUCUUUAAAUGCACAUAUCGUAAGUAGACAUAAAUUCGAAAAUGAGGGAGAGAAUAAAGUACAAAUAACAAGUAAAGUUCAUCAGUGCACUAAUUGUUCUUACUCAACUGUUUAUAAAUCAGGUUAUGACAAUCAUGUUAAAGUGUGUUUGAAAUUGAAAAAUGUCAAAUUUUAUGAAUGUCAGAUUUGCCAGUAUAAAACUAUUCUAAAAGGUAGUUUAACAAUGCAUAUAAAAACUCAUAAUAAAAUUAAAGAACUGAAAUGUUUAUUCUGCCAUCAUCAAAGUAAUAAAAAACAACAUCUGGACAAUCAUAUUUUAAUUAAACAUUCGAACUUGUUAAAUGAAUCAAAUAAAAACAUAAUCACUUCCAAAAUACACUAUUGUCAACACUGUGAGUACAAAACUACAACAACAAAUAGUUUGAGACUCCAUUUGAAGAAUAAUCAUUGA